This is a messenger RNA of Xyrichtys novacula (pearly razorfish), 22106 nucleotides long. Lineage: Eukaryota; Metazoa; Chordata; Actinopteri; Labriformes; Labridae. The record is from the annotation of a GenBank genome assembly.
GGUCUGGACAACAUCCCUAACUUACCCUGCACUCCUCCGUCCCUCCCCCUAACAUUUCCCCUUAUCCCUCCUGCUAUUUUAGGAUAACGUCCAACAGUGACGCUCACCCACAACCAUCCAGCACUUAAGUCUGUUCUCUACGAGUGAACUAUACCCUAUCUUGGCACAGAGUCAAGUGAGCUUUGGUAUAUAAAGAUGCAUUACGGGCGGUGCCAAAGUGUCACAGAAGGUCAUAUCACUGAAAUGUAUUCGCACAGUCUGUGUUAGAGCAGGAGUGAAGAGAAGCAGCCAGAGCACCAAACAUCUACACCAAAGUUUUCUCUUCUCUCACUGCUUUUCAUCUCUCAAUGCAACUUAAUGUUCUUAUCAUUUCCAGAUAUCGGGUUGGAAGCCCAGAGCUGCUGCUGUACAGCACCUUCAGCACACCAGCCAAACAAAAACACAAUAUUCACAUAACUGCAUUAAGGAUAAUUCACUCUAGUUCAACUUGAGGUUUAAUUUUGUGGUUUUUUUUCUGUGUUUCUUAGAGUUCAGAAAACACUGAAGUCACCAAAAGAAAAUUAGAUUGCAGCACUCAACAACAUUUCAAAAACCAAGUCCAGUAAAGCUAAAUUCAUAAAUAAGCUUGGACAAGCCAACUGUUCCAUCAUUAUUUCAAGUCUUACUUAUCCCUCUUUGUUGUCAUAGAGACAAAGGUUGUUGGUUUACUUUAGAUGUAUACAGGACUCAAAGCCAGGUUCCAUCAGUGAUGAGUCACCCAUCUAUAGCCUCGAACCCCAAGUGCACUUUGUCUUCUUUCUACCAUGUUAUCAGACGUAGUUUCUCUAGGAGUCUGAUAUGUUCGCCUACUAAAACUCCUGUGAAAAUCUUUGUAUCAGGUUCUACAGCAGACUGAAAUGAAGACUCAUGUGUCUUUAUGGCCUAAAAGAGCAAACAGGCUAACUACUCCUAAAAUUCUGGUGUAAGUUAUGGUAACAAAGCCCCCUAGUGGCUGCAGAAGUUCUGUCACUCAUUAGUCAAGUGUGGAUCAGAAAAUAAGAACGAGGGAGCUUGAGUUCACACAGGUCCAGCUCUGAUCUAAAGUAUUAGGUCUAACUGUGGCUCAGUAUCUUCCAAAAUCUCCAAAUCUUACCCAAAGCAAAAGAUGUCAUAAGACCAAGUUUGUUAUCUUUUUAGCCUUUUGGGGAAAUUAAUACUACAAAUCAGCAAAUUUUCUGAUGAUUUCUCUCUUUGGACUUGCAUCUUUGUGUCUCACUCUCUCCACAGUCUCCUGAGUGUGAUGGAUGAGGUCAGUUUGGACCGCACAGAAAGAAAGACCACUGCUGCUGCUGCUGCUGCUGCUGCCGUUGGAGAAAAACAACAUCAAAACUGAAUUAAUUUUAAUAUCUGUCCACAGAGAGUCCCAGAAUGUGAGUGCUUUGAACUGAGAAUCAGCUUUACAGUUGACAUGUGGGUUUUUAGAUAUCUGACUCUUUUUCUCCUUUUGUUCCAACAUAGUAUAUAAUUAUAUCUUACCACUGCAAACUGUUCGAAUCAUGUGUUUGGGCAGAGUUGUUGAUUCAAACCAUAUUUGAUAGAUAAAACGGCCUGAGAAAGAAAACAUUGGAUACAAGACAAAGAAACACAAUGAACUUCAACAGAAAAGCUGGUAUCCUGUUUUUUUCCAACCAUUAAUAAAUGAUUUAAUCCAGGUUUCACGGACAUGAAGAGAAAGCUGUUUGUCUCACUGCAGCUACUGGCCAACUCUCAGUGGGUCUCUCGCUCUUUUCCCAUGCGAAAUCAUGAGAUUUUUCUUCUGCGCUGUAAUCCCAUACUACACAACACAGCAGCUCAUUGUUUGAAACAAUAGUAAGUCACAAGCUCAGAGUUUGCGGAGUCUAGAUACGCAGCCAUAAUCCCCUUGAGCGUACAACUGGACCCUAUAAAACUGGUGAUCAGCAGCCCUCAGCUACACAAAGUGGUGUGCUUUUCACAGAUGUACUACGUCAAUUUAAACUUUAGCUUUGUGGGUUUUUUCUUACAUAUGGGCAGGUGUUUGAACAACUCUUUCUUUUAGGAGUCAAAGUAAGAAUUAAUUAUAUGUUACAGGAAAUUAUUGGCUGACAUAUCAUGAUGAUAAAUAAAGUUUUCUCGGACUGGUGAAGAGGAAAGAUAUGUUUCUUGAAAUAGCUUGGGAUUAAAGCUACAGUGAGGAGUUUUUGAGGUUUAUGGAAGUGACUGAAAAUCACAUUAAUGUUUGUUUUAGGGCAUAAAAAAGCAAACAAGGCCAUCAGUGACAAGACUGAUCAUGUUUAUAAUGUAAGCUUUAGGAGAUAGGGGGUAAAUGUUGGUUGAACAGCUGAGGAAACAGUCCUGUUUGUACAAUUUUCACACAAAAUACUCACAAUAUAUUGUAUAUCUGAUCAUGAAACAGUGGAAGGAUGACAAUUUUUCGUAAGAAGACAAACAAAGAUGCCUUCAAGUAUCAAAAUUAAUUCAUGAUAUAAACUGGUAUUGGUGUGAUGGUGGUAUUUUUAUCAUUUUUUAUUAUUACAAUUAUAUCUGAUUAGAAAUGCCAAAUAGAAGUUGUUUCCAUGUAAACAAACCUAGUAGUGCUUCCCCAGAAGGUGAUGGUUUCUGAUCCACCAGUUCACACAGAGAGGAUCAGGUGAAGCUGCAGCAAGCUGACCAAAAAGUAAAGCUGGCAUACAUGGCAUGUUUGGUGUCACAGUUUCAGAGGACUUUGCAGACCUUUGCCACAAAUACUUUUGUUCUUAUCAACGUUCUUAAGCUUUAACACAACAAACUUGAAAGGUCAUAAUUAUAACAAAGAUGUUUGCUGAGUCUGCUAGUUACUGCAACAGACUCAGUUGGCAGUUGCACCGCGAAAUAGCAAGUGCCACAAAGCUGAUUAAACAAGGAACUGAGAACUGAAACAGUUUUAUCAGAGCUGACCCCAAAAUUCAAGCUAUUAACUCUUUCUCUGCCAGCGUGUUAAUAAUAAGUAACCAGUCAGUGCCAGCCUUUUUGAUUAUACCCACUUAUCUUUGAGGGUCUAUUGAAAAUGUUGUGUUAGAGGUAUGUGAACACUGAAUAGAUCAAACGAAAGAACAGAACUUCAGCUUUUAAAGAGAAAAUCAUAGAAUUUAUGUGUUGAAUACCUAAACACACCUCCACUCUGAUCAACAAGGUUAGGGGUUUAAGUUUUACCAUGACAAUUAAACGUCUGAUAUAAGACCUGUGACUAUGUUCAUGAGCUCACAGGACUAACUAGACAUUAUAACAUGCACAGGAGUAUUCUGGAUUAAAAAUAAGAAUAGAGAGAGAGAAAAUGGAAAGUCAAAGCUGUUCCUUGAGUCUGUGUGCAUAAAAAUAGUGAACAAUAGUGAUUUCAGUUGGAAUUGGUGUUGAUAUGACAUGAAUGUUCAUGCAUCUUUGUUCACUAGUUUGUAUCCUUUCUUGUCCUCAGGUGUGCAUAAAUGACAUAUUUUAAAAUAUGGGGGUAAAAUCAGUUAUCUUGUGGGUGCUGACCAUCAAAAGCAGGUCGCUAUCAUUUAUCAGCUGAUACAAAAUCCAUGAUGUUCAUCCUGCAUAUUUACCCAAAAUGUUACCAUAUAAAAGAGAACUCUUUUUAUUCUUUCCUGAUCUUACACAGUGUACAUUUGUGGUUUCUUUACUUGUGCACAUUGUACUCAUUAGAUAUUCUCCAGAGAUUCAUUAUAUCAGACAUUCAGCUUUUGAGUAUUCUGGACUUGGACUAUCAUGAGUUUCCCUCACUGCAGGCCUGAGUGUUGUGCCGUAAAAACCCUCACAGCUGCAGCUUUCAUCCCCUCACUCAGGAGAAGGAAAAAACACUCUGCAGUGGAAAAGUCUCUCCUGCAGUUUCCAGGUCCCACAUCCAUCAAGGUGAGAGGCAAAAAAAGACAUGUACCACAUAAACACUGAGCCUGUUUUAUUUCAUAAUUCACCUCUGCUUCCCAGUGUCUCAUUUAUGUCGUUUAGCAACCUCCUUUUUUUAUUCCAGUGUGUUUUUGUUAUAUGCAAAACUCCUGGGGUGGAAAACCAUGACCAGAGCUCAUGAGUCAUGGCACAGCUAAAUAAUGCCUGCAUGUAGAUAAAUCCCUCCAUCUGGAUCAUAAACAACACAACAUGAAUGCUAUAAUUCUCUCACACUUCAACAUUUUUGUUAAAACCUAAAUCCUUUCAUCUUCUAGUUUUUCAAAUCACUGAUGCACAGGAUCCACUUUAAUUUAUUUUUUUGUCUAAAAUUCUACAACAACUCAAAGUGGAGACAGUAACACAUGGUAAAAAGCCCAUAUAACUGCGUAAUGUGUUGUUUGCCAAACAUUUAUGCUGCCCAAAAUAAUUGAAAUACUGCUUGAAUUAGCGCUGCACAAACUCACUCUACUCUCUGUCUUCUCACAUUCACAUACUAACUCAAACAGACAAUCUCCACUCGCCUGAGGUCUUCUUUCUCAAUGCACUUUUGAAAACAAAGAUUCGUUGGUAAUGUAAUCAAAGCCCUGUUUACAUAGAUGUCUCAGACAGUAAGUCAUCAACACUGGCCAUGUGCCACCUCUACCUUUCCACAGUGCAACUUGGAGAGCUGAGUAAUUGGUUGCAGAUCCUAUAAUGUGGAGAAAGGCUUACCUCAAACUAACUAAUUUUGUAUUUUUCUCCAUGUGGCUGCAGUGCAGGAAUGAGAGCAUGAGUUUGUGAAUAUCCAACUGUCAUUAUUAAUUUGUAAACACCAUAUUUGUAUAAAAGUCCCAAAGAAUGGCGUUGGUCUGAUAGCCAGUAUUUGAGUUGUUUUCAUCAGCUUGUUCAUUUGUGCAGCACACCUAAAGCACUAGUGGAAGAAGUGGUAAAAUUCGGGGCAGAUUUUCUAUUUGCCUUUCUUUCCUUGUUACCUUUAGUUGUUUUACUUUGUGUUACUGGGCUGUUUCAUUUACUUAAAUGAUCAAAAAGGCUGCUAUGUUAUAACGCUUUGGUCCAAAGUUCUACCUAUAAUUUACCCUCUCAUGCUGAUAGCAGUCAACAACCAAGGCUCCAAACAUCAUGGGCAAUUCGCAAUUCAGCUUCUUGCCCAAGGACCCUUUAUGUGGAGAGCCAGUGCUGAAGAUCAUUGCACCUCCAUGCAUUUUCAUGAUAGUUUAUCAGGUUUGACAAAGUAAUCAUCAUUAUAAUCUGAAUGGACGCCUCCAGAUUUGUUAAACAUUUCCAAUGACUGUUGCCACAUUGACCUCCUAUAUUCAUUUAGUCUGUUUGUUGUACAAGCGUUGAAGCCUGAGGACAAUAACAAGGUUUGAUUCCACUAUAGGAGCCUCUACAUUCUCAUGUUUCCCAGGCCACAUCCUGAACUCCACAUAAACUCCUGUCGUUUCUCUCUUAUGGUUUUCCUUGACACUAUGUCUAUACUGCAUCUGUUUGGCAUUAUAUGCUUGUUCCCCUCACACUCCUAUAGAGUACAGUGUUCAUGAACGAGGAGCCAAGGAAUGAGUUAUUGUGAGGAAAUAUGUCAGAUCAACACCACUCACUGACUUGAUUCCUGGACAGUAAACAGCGAGAACUUGUGUGAGCGGCUGUGGCUUAGAGGUAGAGUCGAUCGUCUCUCAGUCAGAAGGUCAGGAGUUUAAUCCCAGGUCCUGCAGUCCAUGUGAAAAUAUUCUGUAAAAAGUACUUUGAGCUAUUUGUAUACUCACUGAUUCAGUUUUUCUUAAUUUUUUACACAUGCAUUUUCUGAUUUUUAUUUUUCCAUUUUAUUUGAGUCACUAUUUAGCUCAUCCUGUUGCUGUGAUCAACUCUGAUUAGAACCAGUAAUGCCUCAUUUCUGGUCAAUUAGUCACUUAAUAAAACAAACUCUGGAUCUUGAGUCACAGAGAAGAUUGCAAUACUGAAGUAAUCUGGACCGCUUUAAUCAGGAGCACAUGUGGAAUCAAACUAAAAGUGAAACCUUUGCUCUCUGUGAACUGAUGAAACACUCUUUCAAGCUAACACUCUGACCCCAAGCAAGUUUUGUCAUGUACGUGGGGUUUAAGAUGUUUCAAGAAAGGAUGUGUGUGUGUAGCAGGUGAGGACUGGUCCUGAUCAAUCCCCACCCAGGGCCUUUCUACCCACAUAAAGGAUCCACACUCUGGUGAGGAAUGAGUGUUGAAAGAACACUUUUCAAGACAGACAGUACGAGGGAAAAAUGAACAGCUCACUGAUGCUUAAACCAACAGUGGUCACAAUACACGUGUGUACCUUAUUCACUGAAGUCCACCUCCUUUCUUUGAAUUUGACAUUUUCUUAUUGAAUAUUUUGUUAAUGACAGUUUACCUGAUCUUAUUUAUGGUGCAUUGUUUUUAUUUCUCAUAUCCAAAAGGCAAGAAUGUCACUUCAGUUUUUUUGAUUAGUAGAGAGGAACACGCUGGCACCUCAAAGAUCAAAUUUGAAGUGUAAAAAAAUAAGAUAUUAUUCUCAAAAGUUGUUAUUCAUUUCUGUCAACUACAUAUUUUUUCAUGUAAGUGCAGUUUUAAAGUUAAAGUCUCACAAUAUACUGAAUAGUAGUACUUCUGUGUAACUGUCCUUCUGUAGCAUGUCAUCCUUACAAUCUGCAAUCCUGCUCCUCCCCCUACUGUACAAUCAGGGGACUUCAACCUACCUGUGUGUAAACUACAUUCAUUUUGCAACAGCUGUGGUCUCAAGUAAAUAAUUUUUGUUUGCUGCUAUCUUCUCCUUUUUGAGCGUGUUUUAUAAUUUUGAAGAAUAAGAUCUGAUAACUAUUCUUUUUUCCUGUAUUAGGGUCCCUGUUUGCACCAGUAUUAAGAAAAUGAAUAUUCUUCAGGAGUCCAACACAGAAACAGUCAUAUACACACACAAAAACUACAACAAUGGGGAGAAAAAGUGGUCCAGUUGUCUCCUUUUUAAAUGACUCCUUGACAGAACAUUAAAUAAAAGACUGUAACAGUAGUUGUCACCACUACCAUGUGUGUCCUUGGACUUACAAACUUAUUUUUCAUCACUCCCCUGCUGACCCGUCUUCCCUCAAAUCUGACAGAAACUUACAGGAAAGAGCUUUCAUAUAUCCACCCUGUGCAGAUGCAAUUCUGUGAAUCUUUGCCAGAGAAAAUGCCAACAAUGGCUCUUUCAGCAAGGUGUAAACCAGCUCAUCAAACAACAACCCUUUAGCUAGUAAGGCAUCACAACUUCAAAGUAGGGGGUCCCUUUGCUGAUGGUAUUAAAAUACUGACCAGAGCUUUUAGAGCAAAAAUGAACACCAAAGCAGCUGUACCAAGAUAAACAUUGUAUUAUUGUGAAGACACAGUUAAAUAGAUGAAAUGUGCUCUUACUAAUUGGAAUUAAAAUAGUAUUAAAUAUGUUAAGCAUGCACAACUUACUCUGCAUUGUCCUAGGCAAGAGAGUCCCAAGCUGUCAGUGCAAUAAAUAGUUAGUGCAAAGCUACAGAUGACAAGAUGGAGAUGAACUACUUUGACAUGCAGAUAUGGCCUUGUGUUGCUUGAUGAAGCAGAUUUAGCCUUUCUCCUGUUAGCUCAUAUGUGGGACUAAUUUUGCUUGUUUGAUGCACAUUACCAUUGUUAUUAUCAUUAACAGAUACCAGCCACAACUUAUGGGCUAGUAAGCUGCCUACAAGAACGUAGGUAAGAACUUUAGGACCUUUAUGCAUUAGCCAUGAACAAGUGACACUAAAAUUUGUACACAUGCUUUGAUUCACUGAUUUUGGUUGAGGUGUUAGGGAUAGUUACAGAGAGAAAACAGAGGUAAUUGACCUGAGGCCUUUUGGGGGUUAUUAAUAUGGUGAUCGAACACUGCCACUGCUGCAAAUAAAAAAAGAAGUCACAACGGAAGUUACUGAUGCAAAAAAGAAACCGAAGCCCGCUGCAAAUAAAAAAAGAAAUGGUGCAGAUUAAUAAAAAAGGCACAACGGAAGUUAACAAAGCAAAAAAAAAGUGGUGAUGGGAAAAAAAGUUACUUACUGCUAAAAUAAAAGUGAGCUGCCGGGACCAAUCAUGAUGAUGCACCAGUGUUUUACGAUCUAUGCACAGAAGACAACGGCGAGAAGACAAGCAAAGAAGUAAGUGGAAAGGUUAUUGUUUAAUUUCGCUUUUUAUGCUUUUCAGUGUGUCAUUUGGUUAGGCCAUGUAGCGCCUGAGUUGAUAUGAAGUUGAACUGGAGCUAUCACUACACUGGCAACCUUUAGUUCAACUUCAUAUGGACUCAGGCGCUACAUGGCCUAACCAAAUGACACAUUGUAAAGCACACAAAGUGAAAUUAAACAACCUUUCCACUUAUGUCUUUGCUUGUCUUCUCACUGUCGUCAUCUAUACCUAGAUCGUAAAACACCAGUGCAUCAUCAUUAUUGGUCCCCAACAGUUUAGACAGAUAGAUAGAUAGAAUGUUAUUGUCAUUGUGACAAGCACAACGAAAUUAAAAAGUACCUUUACAGUCAGUGCAUUAAAAAGGGGGACAAUAAAACAUCAGACAGUAAAACAGUAAAACUAGUGCAGAGUUAAAACUAGUAAACGAAUUAAAACUACACCCAUGCAUACAUAGGCAACACAUUAUCUGGCUUUCAUGGAGGCGUUGAUGGAAUGAACAGCGUUUGGGGAAAAGCUGUUUUGCAGUCUUUUUGUCCUGGCUUUGAUGGCCCUAUAACGUCUGCCUGACGGCAGUGGCUGAAACAAGGGGUGGCCCAGGUGGGAUGAGUCCUAAAUGAUGUUGGUGGCUCUCCUGAGGCAGUAAGAGCUGUGAAGGUCCUCCAGUGUGGACAGAGAGCACCCGAUGACCUUCUCAGCCAUCCUAGUGACCCUCUGGAGGUCUUGUUCCUCACUGUGCAGCUGGAAAACCACGUACAGAGGCAGUACGUGAAGAAUGCUCUCUAUGGUGGAACAGUAAAAAGACACGAGCAAUCUUUGGAAGAUGUUGUUCUUCCUAAGGAUUCUCAGGAAGCGGAGUCUCUGCUGAGCUUUUUUUUACCCACCUGUGUGGUGUUCAUGUCGCAUUAUUUCUGUUGUGUCUCUCUCUCUUUUUUUGGCAUCCUUUUAUUUUCGCAGUAAGUACCGCCACUUUUUUGCACCGGUAACUUCUGUUGACUUCAUUUUUUGUAUUUUUUUUUUCAGCAGUGGCGGUUCUCGGCCACCGUAUAUUAAUAAAUCCCUAACUGUGUCGAUUUAAAAACAGGUGUGAGUCAAAAUACCUGAUUCUAGUUCAGGAUCUUUGUUUAUUUUCAGAGAAAGUGUGACACAGUUGUUGUUUUGUUGGAGCUCUACAUAAGUCGUCUCAUUUCUCAUGCAGGCAUCAAACAUAAGUUGUAAAGUACGCGGUUACGCAGGCUCCGCCCAACCCCUAAACCGGAAGUUUAGCUGUUGUUGUCACACUGGAAGAAAAUGGCUGCUGCUCCGACUUUUUUUCAAUGAAGACACCGAUAUUUCAAUUUCAUUUCGUUUUCUCGCACCGGAGCUACAGGCGACCGCUAUGCAACCUUGAAGGCAAGUCCGUCCUGUUGCUCGAGAACGACGUCGCUUUGUCGGUUUGCGUCUCAGACGACGCAACAUCAUUAGCGUGCCUCGUAACUUACAACCUGCUAACGUUAGCCGUGUUAGCCUCAACGGUCAGGCAUCAGCGAGGCUUGUUGCUACUGAUACAGACUCUGGACUGAGCCCCCAGUCAUCACCGUGAACCAGUAUCACCCACGCAGGUUUAUCCCGACCUGUGGGCAUACUUUAAAUGUAUUUAUUCACUGAAACAUUUACAAUAUUGGAAAAUUGUUGACUAACUUAGAUGAAACAGUUGUCGUCCAUCAGCCAACUGGGAUGUUUGUGUGAUCUCCAGUGAGGCUUCUUGAGACCGGUGCUGGUUUUAUUCUCAAUCUACCAUCCACAAAGAGUGUAUCUAUGUCAUAUUUCUAUCAUCUGUGCCUGCUUGUCCACGCAGGGUGUGAAUGGUCACUCUAGGAAGGUGACAGCGUGGGGCAGAAAGGACAGCAUCGUCUACCGUCACUCGCCCUGCAGCUGGCGGUGGACCACAAUGGUGAGUUUAAUCUCCUUAAAGUCAGGACUCUGAAUCCUCUGUUUACACCCACAGUCACACCUUGUACCUUUUGAAUGUGUCUCACUUAAAACAGCAUGAACACUUGCACGCUUUAAGGGGUGAGGAAAUCCCAAUCUGAUUGAUGCGUUUCAUUUUGCUCUUAUUCCACAUAGCAACAAGUUUUGGAAUAUGCAUUGGAUCGAGCCGAGGUAAGGACUGCUAUUUCAGCCUUGUAUGCUUGUGGAUAGAGAAAUGAACAGCUUGUCCUCACUAACAAAAAAAAGUCACACUCUGUCUGUCUGUACUGUCUUUGAUGAAUACUCUGUUGUGUUUUCGCAGUACAUUGUUGAAAGUGCUCGACAGCGACCAGCCAAAAGAAGACUCUUGUCGAGUGGGAGGAAGAGUCUUUAUCAGAAGCUCUAUGAGCUGUACAUGGAGGAAUGUGAGAAAGAGCCAGAGUUAAAGGUUUGUGCUGAGCAUCGAAACCAGGGGUGGGCAAUUAAUUUUUACAUGGGGCCACAUGAGAAACCUGAACUGUGUUGGAGGGCCGAAUCAGAAAUAAUUUAAACUUCAAAUCAGGGGGGUUCACACAUACAGAAAAGCAACUACUAGUUAAAAACAAGCCCAAAAAAGCACACCCGCGACUCACAAGUUUUACAAGUGACUUCUGAGAGAAACAAGCCUAAAUCUUUUAUUAUAAGUGGACUGAGCAACUAUAAGGCGUCUACGAAUAUUUUGCCGAUGUUUAAACUUGUCUCUGUUCACGAUGCAGAUCUAGGAUGUACACUCCUGUGUCCAAACGGAAAUAAAACAACGGCUUGGUUCAAAAUAAAAGCAAUACACUUGUAUAGCAUGUUGAUAAUUAGUUUGACGGACCUCACGAAGGGCUGGGCAGGGACAUCCAAGUGGCCGGAUGUGGCCCUCGGGUCGUAAAAUGCCCAGGUCUGAUCUAAACUCUCAGUAAUAACUGUGUAUUUACUGGCAUGCAUGAAAUCUUUGUUAUUUUUCAAUCUGGUGAGAAUCAUGGAAGUUUUGGCAAAAUCAGCAUACAUUCAUUAUGGAUUUGAAAUAUGCACAUUGAUCUGAUCAGCCAAGUGUGUGAAGGCAAUUUAUAGUAGUAUGUUAUCGCAAGCACCGUAGCAAUUUUACAACACAUUUUUUAUUCCAUUUUUGAAAAUUUUUUUCUUUUGGUUGUUUAUCUGAAGAAUUUGAGGAGAAAUGUGAAUCUACUGGAGAAGCUUGUGUCUCAGGAGUCCGUCUCAUGUCUGGUGGUCAACCUAUACCCUGGUAAUGAAGGCUAUUCUCUAAUGCUCAGGGGCAAAAAUGGAUCUGGUAAGAAAGGUCAAUCAAUCAUAUAGCAUUCAGUUAUGUUUUUCAGAUUUGUGUACCACACUUUUCAUCUGUUUCAUUCCUUUUUUUUGUUUUACUUUUCAGAUUCAGAAACCAUUCGGCUGCCAUAUGAAGAAGGAGAACUGCUGGAGUACUUAGAUGCAGAGGAGCUGCCUCCUAUUCUGGUGGAUCUGUUGGAGAAAUCACAGGUUUACAUGCAUACAAAUAUAAACUUCUAUAUGCAUGAAUCACUUUGUGAGUUAAUACAUAUUUUUCUUUGCUGCAUAUUUUACUGAAAAUAAUGUCAUAGCUAUUGCAAGCAUUUUUAAAGGCAUCAGUGAUGUUUCAUGUUUAUCUUUUUGAAGUGUAAAAAAGCUGCUGUGUGUCUAUACUCUUAACCUGCAUCCCUGUCAUCAGUUGGUUGACAUCCAUCAUCCAAUGUGUUUUAGGUGAACAUCUUUCACUGUGGCUGUGUAGUAGUGGAGGUGAGAGACUACAGGCAGUCUGGUAAUACAAAGAUGCCCACCUACCAGAGCAGACACAUCCUACUGCGGCCAACCAUGCAGGUAAGUUAACCAAUAAAAAGUAAACUAAACCAAAACUGUCAAAUUUGACAAAACUCCCCUUGGGCUGGCAUGUUUUUGAUGUAGAAUAGGUGGAAAAAAGUGUUUACUGACAGUUGGGAUGGAAAGUAUUGUUCAUUUCUAUGUGUUUGUCCUGCAGACUCUAAUCUGUGAUGUCCAUGCCAUGACCAGUGACCACCACAAGUGGACGCAGGUACAUUACUCUCCUUAUGUCAGCUUUACAAGUCACUAUGCAAAUGAAUAAUUACCAUACCAAAAUGGAGAUCAGUCUGUCUUAGAUGUCAAUAUCUUUGUUUCUUUUGUACUAAGGACGACAAACUACAGCUUGAGAGUCAGUUGAUUCUGGCCACAGCUGAACCUCUGUGCCUGGAUCCUUCCAUCUCUGUCACCUGCACAGCCAACCGUCUACUCUACAACAAACAGAAAAUGAACACUCGCUCCAUGAAACGGUAGGUAACACACUCACAAACUCACUUUGAAAUCAGACCUGCUAGGAACAAAAAUCUCAUCUGUGAACAUGAGAAAAAUGUUAAGCACCGUGGAUCACUGUCUUGACUGUCUUGGUGCUCAUUAAUGGCCAUAUUGUAGACUGUAUAAUUUAUCAGUUGGGUUUAAAUACUGCGAUGAGGGUUGGAUGAAAUUAGUAUUUUUACAGAGUGCUUAUUCUUUCAUUAGAGCACAAGUAUCACAUGAUUUACAUUAAUGAGAGUAAUAUGAAAAAGUGAGGGAACCAAUAAUGGUUUUAAGACGUGCACUUGUUUGUUUUGUAGGUGUUUCAAGAGGCACUCGCGUGCUUCCCUGAACAGACAACAGGAGCUCUCCCAUCUGCCCAUGCCACCACAACUACAACUCUACGACUACCUACAGAGGAGAAAGGAAAGGAAAUCUGCUCCUGUAAUAGACCUGAAAAUCUCCAAAAUCGGAAACGUAAGUGGUCAAAAGUUGGCAUUUUUACUCUCUAUGGAAACAGACAAGAUGAGGUUGCAAGAGGCAUUUUGCUGCUGGGUAUUGGUAAUCUUCAAUAUGCUUUAACUGUGCUUUUCCACUUGCUUUUGCUCAUAUAAGUUUUCCCCCUUUUUGCCGCAGUGUGUCGACAUGUGGAAGCAGAGCAACUGCCAAUUGACGGUACCGAAGGAAAUUGAUGUAAGUAGCUCAGUGUUUCUCUGUGACUUGAACACUCGAACUCAAACACUUAAAAAACCACCUCACUCAUAGUCUGGCUCUUACAAUAUAGAGAAUAACAAAUCAGAUUGAUAUGUUUGUUCGUUUGUUUGUCGCUCUAGGUGGAAAAGUACGCUGUGGUUGAGAAAUCUCUGCAGCUGGAGGACUCCCAGCCCACCACUGUGAUCUGGCCUGCUGAGGUAAGUGUGACAGCAGCAAUAAAACUCCUUGUGGGUACAGAUCAAUGAUGGUUGUUUGCCAUUAACAUGAAGCAGAGAGUAGUUAUGUGUAGAGUAGAAGUGAUAAAUUCCCCUUGCAGAGUGAAAAAGUUCAAUGCUGCAUUUUAGUAGGGUCAACAACGAUAACUGAAAUACCUUAAUCAUCGCUGAAAACCAGAAACAUAAAGCCACAAAAAAAUAAGCAACACCAGUGAUCAAAACUUAAUGAAUUUUGCUGCAGAAGAAAAUUAAGAGAGACAGCCUUUCAUUUAAUUGGCUGCAAAAAAUGGGGUGAUCGAAGACAUGAGGAGUUGGCCAGUAUGAAAUUCAAAAACUUGUCUACCUAGUUUGAUAGCUUCAUUAAUAUAGAACACAUAAAAGCUUCAACCUGCACAUCAUCAAAACUCUCCUCCAGUUCAGUCGUCUUUUUCUGCUUUUUUAACAUAGGAAGUUGUAGACGACUACACUUUUGAGUGCGAGGUGGGGGGCCAGGCUCAGAGGACCAAGGUCUCUAUCUUCCAGUCAAUGGGGGACCCGCGGGUGUAUGGAAAGAUCUACUGCGCUAAAGAAACUAAAGCAGAGGAGGACAGCAAUGACCUGAAGCUCAUACAUCCCCCGUAAGGACAAAACCGAGAAGAAUUCAGUAUGCAAGAACUAAUUUAAGAACUGCAGCAGAAUCACGUGUCUCUGUCUCCUUUCUCUCACUCACAGUUUUCUCAUAGGCUCAAAGAUAGAUGCGGAUCGGUGAGUCACCUUUCUUACAGCUAGUCUUGUUAAAAACACAGUUUUGAGGAUCAGCUGUGGAAGAGUGUUGAAUAAACAAUGUUUUACGUGUGUUUCAAAGGUUUCUUACUCAGUACAAAGGAGUGUAUGAGAAAGACGUGAAGUGUCAGGUGAAGAUGUCCCAUAACUCAGGCAACUUGGGGCAGGGGCCGCCCUCACCCAGCAGAGAUGAGGUAAGGGUAAGUUCAAGGAUGCUCUGGGCUUGUGUGAUUUCAUCAUACAGAAGUAUUCAUUUAACUUUUUCUGACAUGAUUCUUCUUUCUUCUUCUAUUCUUUCAUUUUUUCUCUGUUUGCUUUUUUUAUUCAUUCAUUCAUUUUGAUUUUUUGAGAUACGGGGAGUUGAGAGCGGGGUGGGACAUGCAUUAAAGGGUUGUGGCCGCUGUAUUUGGAGUGUCUGCUAAAACCUCGACCAGCAGCAAACCUUUAAGAUUUUCAAUUAAUGAUAAGACAAAGAUAAGUUUUGAUUUUUAGAUUAAAAACCACAGUGUUUACAGAGUAUAUCUGUGCUGUUGUGAUUUAUAAUAUGCAUCGUAGGGAAAUGUUUUGAGUCGCUGUUUUGACGUGCUCACUGUGGAUUACAAACUGGUUCCAAUGUCCUGUACAGGGUGAUGGUAUUACUCCACUGGUCCAGACAUCUGUUUUGGGGAAAGGUGUGAAGCACAGACCCCCUCCCAUUAAACUGCCUUCUGGGAGCAGCUCCUCAGGUAUGUGUGCUAUCUCUGAAAAAGAGUGCGACCCAAGCAUGCGGUGGCCCCAUAUGUCUUUCUUAAGUGGUUAGUUUAGGGGACAUCUGGUAACUGUAGAGAGAAAGUAGACGAGACAGGUCAGAGGAAAAUGAGUACAGCGAAGUCUUACAUGGAAACUUCUGGACUCCAUCAAAUGUUGUCGCUGUAUUAACUUAAGCAGGCAGAGAAGUACCAUGGUUGGAUUUCCCCCUUUCAUGGGUAGCAUUAAGACUGCUGGGUUAUGUUAAGGUCAGGUGCUCCAUCACCCUUCAGUACAGAAUGCUGUUUCUCUGUUUGCUAAAAAAUUGUCAACAUCCAAACUCUAAAUCACACAAAACUCUCAUUUCUCAUCUCCUCUCUUUGCUUGUAAGGUAAUCCAUACAGUUCCACCACCAGUGGUCUUCUCAAGUGUCCUACGCCCCCUCCAGCCAAAAGCCAGUCUCUGAACAGGAAGCACUCCAUGGAGCUUGGCCAGGUGGGCCUACUGUCGCCUGCCUCCCUCUCCCCUAUGGGCUCUACACAGAGUGAGUACAGCUGAGUCUGACUAACUGUUGGCCUUCUUGCUUUCAUCAGACCCAGAUGUGAGAGAGAGGGAGAGUUGUUAACAGAGAGUCUUACAUCAGUCCUCCCCAGGCCUCAAAAGUUUCCAUAUCUGGGAUGAAUUUCUGACCAGUUAUGAAUGAUGAAUUUGUAAUGGUUUGAAUAAAGAAUAGAACUACAGGGACAUAUUGAAAAACUUGACAUGUAAGUAGAAGAGGGUUUGGAUAAUACUGGCAAAAUGUGGAUAAUAAGUUCUCAAUAUUUUACCUUUUUCCUGCUCAAGGAUCGGGGACCCCAAAGCCAUCCACCCCAACACCGACCAACACGCCGUGCUCAACGCCUCACCCCGCCGACUCCCUCUCUGCUCCUCUCUCAGUGACCCCCAGCCCGUCAGACCCCACCAUGGUACAGAGCCAGACACAGCCCACCCUCCUCACGCCCUUCGCCCAGCAGCAACUUGCCCUUAGCCAGCCUCUGCCCGUCAUGACUAUUCCCCUGCCCACCAUGGGAACGUCCAUCACCACGGGAACCACGUCAUCGCAGGUCAUGGCCAACCCGGCGGGGCUCAAUUUCAUCAACGUGGUCAGCUCAGUGUGGUAAGGAAAUAGCUCCUGAUUCAACAGUGUCACUUACUGGUCAGUGUCCUUUUUUUUUUCUUUAUAACAGUCCUGUUCUGUUUGUGCAGCAGUCCUCAAACCCUGAUGAGUGGCUCUAACCCCAUGCUGGGUACAGGUCUUAACCUGAGUGGACUCCUGCCACCUGGAGGGUUGAUGCCCACCAUGCAGUCAGCAGCACAGACUGGUGAGACACAGCUGCUAUCAUUCAUGGGGAACAAGUCUGAAUAUUAUCUUGAGAAAGACUUCCUAAAAGUACCAGGGUGGAGACUAGCCUCCAAAUUAAAGGGAUAUUACCGCAUUAAAUUAGGUUAGGGUCAAACACACCAUAACACCGAGUUAGACACCCCAUUGAGAGAUGAAUGUUGCCCACUGCUUGCUUCUCUAGUUAUACCAACUUAAGUAAGGACCACAGAUAGCAAUACAGAGAGCCAAGCGCUCAGCCAAAACGCCACUAUAGCCACAAAUAAUGCUCAGAACAGCACCUAACUUCAUCAACAGUACAUAGAGGGUCUUAACCACAGCACUAGCCACCAAACAUCUUUUUAGCUUUGCCUGUUUUCUUUAGCAAAGAGACUGAACACAACUCACCUACUCUCUUCCAGCAGCUGCUUGUUUGUAGCGAGACCUCCGAGCAAUUCCAUCGACUGCUGCGGGGUGUCACAGCUCAAGGAAGAACAUUUAUGAUCAUUUCUUCAUGGAAAUGCAAUCAGAAGAUGAUAAAGUAAUGAUCAUAAAUGUUCUUCCUUGAGCUGCGUCACCCCGCAGCAGUCAAUGGAUUGGCCCAGAGUCUCGCUACAAACAAGCAGCUGCUGGAAGAGAGUAGGUGAGUUGUGUUUAGUCUAUUUGCUAAAGAAAUCAGGCAAAGUUAAAAAGAUGUUUGGUGGCUAGUGCUGUGGCUAGGACCCUAUAUGUACUGUUGAUGAAUUUAGGUGCUGUUCUGAGCAUUAUUUGUGGCUAUAGAGUGGCAUCUUGGUUGAGCCUGCUGCUCUCUGUAUUCCUGUAGUCAUUACCAAAGUUGGUAUAACUAGAGAAGCAAGCAGUCUGCAACGUUCAUCUCUCAACAGGGUGUCUAACUCGGUGUUACAGUGUGUUUGACCCUAACUUGAUUUUUCACCAGAAUAUCCCUUCAAAUCUGUUGUGUAUCCAACUUACUGACAAAUCUGUGAGUGUUGAAUUUCCCUCUGUGUUUAUGCUGUUCUGUGAGUACAUGUGAACUCGAUCUGUGUUGCAGGGAGUCCAUUUGGCCUGAACAGUAGCGCUGGAUUAAGACCACUGAACCUUCUGCAGGUUUGUUUUUACAUGUAGCUCUGUCACACACUGUUAGGGGCAUGCACUUGGCAUUUGUUUGACAUAGCGACAUACCAGAUCCUGCACCUGUGUUACUGUAUUUCCCUAUACACCUUACCGUAUGUGUAGAAUACAUACAUAGGAUCUCCAAACUGUAGUGUAGCAACCCUGUGAUGUUUGACUGCUUGUUAAUCGUCCCCCUCCUCUCCUCUCCUCAUCCACUCAUUCCUCCCCCCUCUGCCUGUCCCCUCUCCCUUGUUUGUCUCUCCCCACAUCUCUUUGGUGGUGUGUGUGUCGUGCGUUUUUGUGUUUUACCCUCCAGAUCCCCACCGGUCCUCUCAUCUUUAACUCUCUGCAGCAGCAGCAGCUAUCUCAGUUCUCGCCACAGCAGAGUCAGUCAGCCACCUCCAGCCCUCAACAGCAGGGGGAGACGGUGAGGCGCACAGUCACUUAUGCAACACAUGCAAGAAUAGCAGGAGGGAAAACAUCUGGGAUAUAUGUAAUCACAUUUGGAAGUGUAGAGCGCUCACAAUGCCAGGGUCAGUGAAAGAAAACUGGCAAUGUAGCUCGGUUAGGAGGGUAAUAAAUGAGCAGAGCCACACCGCAGCCAAACUUAAGUCCAUCAGAAGUUGUUCCAGUCUUCACUAAUUGGCUGUAAUUGGCUAAAAGUCAAAAGGGAACUUCCUUGUAAUAGAUUUUGAAGAGUGUGUGGUCCAACAGAAGAGCUGGGGACAAAUGUGACACCGAAUCAAGAACUUGACAUUUAAGAAGUUUAUGAAAAUUCCCUGGAAAGAAACUUAAUGCAUUCGUAAAGAUGAUCAUCGCACACGAGCAAGUUUGAUCAAAACAAAAGAAACAUUCAGGAACCAACAGCACUGAGAUUUUUUUCUGUAACAUCUUUAAUUUUGACACCACUGCACCACUCAAGGCUUUGUCACUGAAGGAAAAGUAUUCAUGUCAUCAGCUCGCUGCCCGGUGUUACCUUUGACUUUCUUUGCAGGGUGAUCAGGGCUCCGAUCAAAGUCUAGGAAACCAGCAAACAGCGGUCAUCAACCUGGGAGUGGGGAGCUUCAUGUCUCCGCAGGCAGCAGGUAUGAGCCGUGUACAUACACACAAGGACACACUGUGAUAGUAUGUGUCCCCGCGUGACGCAUUUCACAUUCGGAUCUCCGGAGAGACAAUUCUCUUUGCACAUCCUCAUAUCCUAAUGAGAAACACUCGACACCAUACCACUCACCAAUAUUAAUACCGUAAGAUGUACUCAUGUGUGUCCAUUUGAUGGUUUCUGUUCAGUACUGUGACUAAAUGAUGGUUUAACUGAAUUGAGCCGUUGUUCCUCUCAGUGGAGCAUGUAACAACUGACAGGAAAGACUCAACCUCCCCUUCUUCUCUGCUACAUCCUCUCUUUUUAUUUUUCCUCUCUUGUUUUUCCCCCCACCCUGAUUUCUUUCCCCCCCUGACCUGUCCUCAUUUUCUCCAUCUCGACCUGCUGUUUGUCAUCUGCACCCUUUUCUUGUUAACUCCAUUCUGUCUGUAAAAACAUGUCCAUACACUCACACACACAAACACACACACAAUCUCGACAAUGUCCUCUCGUUUCGUCUCUAUCAUUUCACUUCCUCUCCUUUUGUGUGGCUUUGCAUCCCCGUACCUCCUCCUUCAAACUCAUCAACGCCUCCCCACACACCUCUCUUUUGCCUGUAUGUGCACUUUUCUCUCUUUCUACCUUUCCCUUCCUUCCUUCUUCUUUCUGCUCUGCUCCAUCUUCCCAUCACAUCCCUCCCUCUGGGAUUCCCUGUCUCCCUCCUCCCCCCCUUAGUGCUGUCCCAGUUGGGCUGUGGGCUGGACGGGUCUGGGCCCCCGCUGCCUUCUCCAAGGCUUCAGCAGCAGCACCAGCCACAGAUCCAAGUAAUACAGCAACUUUAACUUCUAUACUUACAUUUACACAUUGACUAAAUAGAUCUGUGCUAGAUUCAUCCGCCUACCUUCCAGGCAGAUGCUUCAAAUGCUGCAUAUUGAACUGUCACAGAAUGAAAUCAGAUAACUUUGAAAAAGAAAAAAAAAAACAUUUCUGUCUUCUAAUUUGUGUUUUCAUCAGAUCUGGAUUAUUUUAAGUUCAUUUCAGAAGAACUGAGAUAUUUUUAGGAGCUUUAACAUGUGGAGUUUGGUGGUGGUCAUUUUGGUUAACUUCUACUUUUCCUAUUUUAGAUCUCUCAAUAAACAGUUAAAAAUAUAUUUAAAGGGAUAUUCCGGGUAAAAUAAAGUUAGGGUUAAACACAUCGUAACACCAAGUUAGACAACCCGUUGAGAGAUGAAUGUUGCCGACCGCUUGCUUCUCUAGUUAUAUCAACUUUAGUAACCUCAAUCAAAACGCCACUCUAUAGCCACAAAUAAUACUCAUAACAGCACCUAACUUCAUCAACAGUACAUAUAGGGUCCUAACCAUAGCACUAGCCACCAAACAUCUUCUUAACUUUGCCUAAUUUCUUAGGCAAAGAGACUAAACACAACUCACCUACUCUCUUCCAGCAGCCGCUUGUUUGUAGUGAGACCUCAGGCCAGUCCAUUACAGACUACAGCGGGGUGACGCAGCUCAAGGAAGAACAUUUAUGAUCAUUUCUUCAUGGAAAUGCAAUCAGACCGAGACACUAAGGCAGAAGAACUACUGCAUCUGCAGUGUAAAAUGAUUAUUAUGGUGAUUAUUACUUUAAGGAUGAUAAAGUAAUGAUCAUAAUUGUUCUUCCUUGAGCUGCGUCACCCCGCAGCAGUUUUUGGUUUGUUUAUGGCUCCUCAGACAGCUGUGUAUUGCUAUCCUGCGGUCAUUACUAAAGUUGGUAUAACUAGAGAAGCAAGCAAUCGGCAACAUUCAUCCCUUGGGGCGGGGUCUAACUCGGUGUUACAGUGUGUUUGACCCUAAAUCAAUUUUACGCCAGAAUAUCCCUUUAAAAUACCCCAAUAUUAUUCAUGAAAGACUUUUCUUCUCAUGACUAGUUUUAAAAGUUUUAAAGGCAGCAUCACCCCAGGUCUGAUUUUCAUGAAAAACCUGAAAGAGCUCUUCUUUUUCUGUGCUGUGGAUCCAUUCACUCCAUCUUGUGUUGUAUGUUUUGUUAAAAUGUUGUCUGAAACAGCAGUCCUAGUACUCCUAGCCAAACCUACACACACAAACACAGAGCUUCUGGCACUUCCAGUGGCAGCGACUAACAUUAUAUUGAGCUGGGAGGCAUGCUCUUAAAUAAGGGACAGGAUCUGAAAUCUUGUCAUCGGGGAACACUCUGUUAUUAUUGCUGACUGCAUCUUGGCAGGUUAUAGAGGACAGGCUUUGAGCAUGGUAACAUCAGGGUUUUUUUUCUUUGUUUUGUUAUUUCUUUUUGUUUCCUGCCCAGUUGAAGUUGCUGACUUACUCCAAGCAGAAAGCACGGUUGCUGAGCUGCAUGUCUAUUGUUGCCAGGAUCACAGCCAAUUAUUUGUGUCUCCAGAUCGCCACUGGUGCUGCUUGACUGUAUCCUGCCUCACUCCCCAACACACACAAACCCCUGAACCUGACCCACUCCCCACACCAAUCUCUAUCUCUUCCUUCUUCUCCCUUCCCUCUGCAACCCAUUAACCAGUCUUCUGUGUUUCUCCACACAUUCCUCCUGUAUGUCCGACCAGGCCAUAGUCCAGCUUCACUAACACAUGCCACUGUAAGACUAUUAAAGGCACAAAGCGUCCCGCUGGUAAUCCGAGAGAUAUUUCAGUUUCAGCACCAGGACAUGUUGUUUUUACAAGUUGCUUCCUUUAUUAUCAGAUCCACUCAAUUAUGCAUAUUAUUGGCAGUAAUAACAUCUCUCUUUUCAUCUUUCCUUCCGUUUGGACAGUUGCAAUUCUUGCAGCACCAAAUGCAGCAGCAGCAGCAAAUGGCUAUGGGAGCAGCAGCUCCUCAGGGGGGAGCACCUCGGCAACAUACCGCCAGCCAACCAAGAAGUAAAAGGAAGAGGAGCCUGCCACAGCCGCUCCCGAAGUCAUGACAGACUAGAAUCACACUAAAAAAACUUUCCCCCAGCUACACAAGGACGUGAAUGAUCCAUACUGUGCUCUUUGUCUGCCUUACUGUGGAGCCUGCAGACAAAAAAAGGACUUUUUGUCAUAUUUGUGUCUUUUUUCUAGCUGACAAAUUUGUUUGUAAUGGUUGCCAGAGGGUUUUGGACAGCCAAAAUUAUGUCCAUCUUUGAGUAGGUGGAUUUUAGAGACCUACGCCUAAAGAACCAUAGUGAUAUUUUUUGAGAUGAGACAGCAAAGAUGGUUCUCGUAGGUAGCAGGCUUUCAUAAUUACAAAUCGCCCUGUCAGGGAGGCUUUUCUCCUCCCUGUGGACUGAGAGGAUCGUGAAUGCGCAGUCUCAGAGGAGUCUUCAUGGGGGGGGGCCUGAUCACCCUGCCUCUGCUUGGUUGAACCUGGUAGAAGCUGCUCUUCAUGACUGGAUCACAGACACCAAAUUCUCUACACAAAGCAUUUUAUGUGAAAAUGCAACAUCUGAUCUUAGAGCAGGGCCUGGGGGCAGCUCUCUACCUCUCAGCCUGAUGGAAGUUUUUCUUCCGUCGGCCAUCGUGGUCUGACGGAGGGGACUCGAGGUCAACAUGCAAGACAGUGUAUCUGCUUUUGUACAGCACAUUUGGAAAAGGCAUUUCCUUUUAAUGAGUUCAGGAGCCAUGAGAGUAUUCUUACGAGACAUCAAACGGGUGUGUGUGUGAGACGUUUCUGGACACUGAGAAAUAAUUUUUUAAGGAGUCUUUGUCAGCAGUUUUAUUGUUAUUAAAAAAAGAAUAUAUAUUGACAGUGGAAAAUACAGCUUUUAGAUAAAAAAAAGAAAAAAAAAA